GAAAGACUUCCUGGGAAAGUGUCCCAUGUCAAGAGUUUUUCUCGGAGAUGUUUCCAUGGAUCCUGCCAAGAGCUUGGAAAUGAAGGACACCACGUCUUUGGUUGGCGCGUACUACAGUGGGAAGUCGGUCCUCGUUACAGGAGCCACGGGAUUUAUGGGCAAAGUCCUGGUCGAGAAGCUUCUCCGUUCCUGCCACGAUGUGAAAACCAUCUACGUGUGUGUGAGGCCGAAAGGUGGACGUUCCAUGCAGACUCGAGUGGAGCAUCUGCUGAAAUGCAAGGUGUUUGACAGAGUCCGGGAAGAACGGCCCAGUUUCCAUGAGAAGGUUAAGCCCAUCAGUGCUGAGUUCACCAAGCCAAAUCUGGCCAUCUCUUCUGAAGACCUGGAGGAGCUGAUUUCUGAGGUCAACGUGAUCUUCCAUUGUGCUGCAACGGUUCGAUUUGAUGAGUCCCUGAAAAAUGCCCUUCUCCUGAACGUCUUGGGCACCCAGCAGCUCCUGAGGCUGGCCCACCAGAUGAAGAACCUCGAAGCCCUCAUCCAUGUUUCCACGGCCUACUCAAAUUGUAAUCGGAGACACAUAGAGGAGGUCUUUUAUCCUAUCCCUGUGGAGCCAAAGAAGCUUUUGGACAUGAUGGCGUGGAUGGAUGAGUCCCUCAUUGAAGCGAUCACCCCCAAUUUGAUUGCAGACUGGCCUAACACCUACACCUUCUCCAAAGCUCUGACUGAGCAUCUGAUCCAGCAGGAGAAAGGAGAUUUAAAUGUUGCCAUCAUCAGACCUUCCAUCGUGGGAGCUAGUUGGCAGGAGCCCUUCCCAGGCUGGGUUGACAACUUCAAUGGCAUAAGUGGCUUCCUGGUUGCGGCUGCAAAAGGGAUUUUACGGUCCAUAAAAUGCAAUCCGGCGGCAAUAGCUGAUAUUAUCCCAGUAGACUUAGCUAUCAACUUAACCAUCACUGCUGGCUGGUACACUGCAGUUCACAG
Messenger RNA from Crotalus tigris (Tiger rattlesnake), 978 nucleotides. It is a transcript of the gene FAR2, whose product is annotated as fatty acyl-CoA reductase 2. Gene Ontology annotation, cellular component: peroxisome. The record is from RefSeq and is a predicted model, not a curated record. The annotation marks the transcript as partial. The transcript has 7 exons. Gene Ontology annotation, molecular function: alcohol-forming very long-chain fatty acyl-CoA reductase (NADP+) activity. Gene Ontology annotation, biological process: long-chain fatty-acyl-CoA metabolic process. NCBI's taxonomy places the organism in Eukaryota, Metazoa, Chordata, Lepidosauria, Squamata, Viperidae.